Messenger RNA from Macrobrachium nipponense, 1395 nucleotides. RefSeq names its product protein fem-1 homolog C-like. Gene Ontology annotation, molecular function: protein binding. Bases 1 to 1395 code for a protein of 464 amino acids. The record is from RefSeq and is a predicted model, not a curated record. The transcript has 6 exons. NCBI's taxonomy places the organism in Eukaryota, Metazoa, Arthropoda, Malacostraca, Decapoda, Palaemonidae.
AUGGACAAAAUCGACGGUUCUUUUGUACGCGUCACAAGGACUUUUCCAUCGGGCGUUACGUACUGCGUUGAGAGGGCCGAGGAGGGACGGGAUUCGAUACUGUGCACGGCAGCUCUUCUUGGACACACGAACUGCGUCAGGAUCCUCGUGGAAUACAGAGAAGCAGACGUCGAAGAACUGGGCUCAGUUUCAGCUGAAGGACCUCUCAUGUCUGGAGUUAGUCCUUUAUGGUGCGCUGCUUCCAAUGGCCAUUACUGGGUUGUUGACUAUCUCCUUUCUAAAGGCGCCAAUCCAAAUGGCGAAACCAGUUUCAACGGCACUCCACUACAAGCAGCGUGCGCACUUGGGUACUUCGAAAUUGUCAGGCUUCUUGAGGAACACGGGGCCUACAUCGAGGCUGCUGAUAACCGCGCUGUCACUUGUCUGAUGCUUGCUUCCUUCGGCGGCCAUUUGGAAAUCGUGAAGUACCUUUUGGAAGUGGGCGCUGAUGUGAACAGCAAAAACAUAGAAGGCGAAAGCGCACUCCACGCAUGCGCAAAGGAAGGACAUCUGGAAGUAAUGAAACUGUUGCUGGAACACAACGCUCGGAUGGGUGCCGACUAUUCUGGAUUAACGCCUUUGACUGUGGCCAGCUCUCGUGGUCAUAGGGACAUGGUAGAAUAUCUGUUAAGUAGAAAUGACCUGGUAUCUGCAAAAGAGAAAGCUGAUGCAUUGGAGCUACUUGGAGCUUCCCUUUUCAACAGUACGGAAGAUAUAGUCGCUACAGUUAAUUACUGGAAAUCAGCAAUCAAUCAGAGGUACGUCAAUGGCGAACUCAUUCAUCCAAAAACCCAGGAUAAUUCGUCUUGUCCUUCAGAUGGGGAGUUCAGUGAAGUCAACACCUUGGAGGAAUUAGAAAGUAUAGAAUCAGACCCUCAAGAAGUUCAAUUGCAGGCACUUCUCGUGAUGGAAAGGAUUUUAGGCCCUGGUCACUUGCAAACAUUGAACAUUUUUAAUAAAAUAGGGAUUGCUUGUGUAAAUCGCUAUGCUAUUAAACGGUGCAUCAAAUUAUGGACUCACGCCAUCGAUACACAACGAAAUCAAUUGAAUCCACUGCACCAGAGUAGGCUGUUUCACUUCAGAUCAUUAGCCGACCUAUUUGGAUUCCUAACAAACACUGCGAGUGCACGCAACUGGAAUGAUAAUCCCAAGGAACACGCAGAGGAAUUUAUCAAUGUAUUUUCAAAGGGAAUCGAGGAAAUGGAGCUGAUUAUUUCUGCACUGAACAAUUCUGACGAUUGUGUAAGGAGCAAACACAAAUCUCACGUGGACCAGUUUAUCAUGAUAGUUUUGCAUUUUUUGGUGCCGUUUACGAGAUUGCAGCCUGACAUCCUGACUGCCAGCGGCACACAGUGA